AAGAAGGCAGAAGACAAAAGAAGGCGAGCGUGAGCGUGACGUCGACAGAGAGCGUCUGGCUAUAAAAGACGAGACGCACGCUUGUGCGCCCACACCAAUUUGACGGCUCAGUCGGCAGCACCGUUGGAGGUGGCGCGCAAACACCGGAGGGAGAGCCCACGUCGCCGCCGGCCUACUUCAAGAGGACGCAGGUCAGCUUCCUCUCCCCAAAAGAGGCUCUUAAGUGAGACGCCAUGAAGUGGACGCGCCUGCUCUUCCUGGCUUGCGUUCUGCUCUGCAACUUGACGGCGGCGCGCGGAGGAGCGCGGAGCAUCUCUUCCGAGGAGGAGCCGGACCCGAGGACGGCAGAAGACCUCCUCCUGCGCAGAGCCGAGAGCCUCCUGCUGCGCUCCGUCCUGAGGAAGAUGCAAGCGCAAGACGACAAGAGCGGAGAAAUCUCCGCUCAGGCGGCUUGGGUGACAAAGCGCCAGCAUCCCGGCAAGAGGCGCACCGAGGACGGGGCCGAAGAGGCCGACGAAGAGGAUUCGGACGUGGAAAGGAGACAGCACCCGGGGAAGCGCGCCGCCGCCGCCGCCGCCACGGGACGCCCCCCCGCCACGCUCGCGCAAGGCGAACCUUCCAAGCGGCAGCACCCGGGCAAGCGCUACGCGGCGGUCACGCGGAGCCGGCGGCAGCACCCCGGGAAGCGGCAACCGGACCGGGAGGACGACGAGGACGACGAGGACGACGAGGAGGAGGAGGAGGCAGAAGAGGAGGAGCGGGAGGAGGAGCAGGGGGAGCAUCGUCGCCUCCCCGACUUGCACAGGCGCCAGCAUCCCGGCAAACGCUUUUGGGAUCGUGCCGCGAGCGGUCCUUGCGAAUACCUCCGGGACCCCGCGCGAUGUGCCGAGAGCGACCUGCUGCUCCAUUUUUUAGACCGCAUCGGCGACGUGAAGCGCGGCGACGAGAAGAGACAGCACCCGGGCAAAAGGUUCGCUCCCGAGGAGGAACAGUAGAAGCGCUCCUUCCGGGUCAGCGAAACAACGCGUAGCCUGCGUCGCGGUCACUCGUCAAUAAAAGGCAGUAGAAAAGAAACCAAUCCACCACUUUA
Molecule: messenger RNA, 1090 nt
Organism: Hippocampus zosterae (dwarf seahorse)
Lineage: Eukaryota; Metazoa; Chordata; Actinopteri; Syngnathiformes; Syngnathidae
Gene: trh
Product: thyrotropin-releasing hormone
Exons: 3
Coding region: 234-995 (253 amino acids)
Biological process (GO): hormone-mediated signaling pathway
Cellular component (GO): extracellular region
Molecular function (GO): thyrotropin-releasing hormone activity
Source: RefSeq, a predicted model, not a curated record